AUGACGUGCCACGUGACUCGGUCGGGUUACUCCAUAUGGGCAGCGGAAGACGAGGCAGAUCCGGCCGGCCUGCGGCGCCUGCGGAACCGGCUCUCACACGUAGUUCUCUUGAAGUGGGAGGAGACAGGAGAAGAGCACAAGCUGAAGUUGUAUGACAUUCAGCCUGACAGCAGUGGCAGACUGGCCUGGGCUGCUGUCGAGGAGGCUUUCGGUGCUGAUCUGGUGGAAAUCUCAGACGAGGGAACACCGGGGCUCCUUCAAGUAGGCGACAGGGCGGGACUCACCAUAGACACUUUCCAGCCCGGGGACACCAUCCUGGUCAACGUCAGCCGCAAAGCCCAAGCACAAACCGCUGCAGAAGUGGCGUCCGGUUACUUCGGUAAAAACAAGUAUGGCGUGCUGGGGUUGGCGCCCUCCAGUGCAGCAAGUUUUGAGAACUACAAUGAGCUCCAAAAGCUCCGCAUCAACGCACCUUUCUUCCUCUCAGGCCGGCCUGCCAGUGCCAAGGCGCCACCUCUGGCACUGGUCCACGAGGUCUUUGGGGAGUUCCUGACAGACGCUGACAGCAUCCAGCCCUCUCCGGACACCUUUGACUUUGUGCUUGAGGCAUGUGCCAUGCUCGCCGACUUCUAUGCAGAUGAGAAGAUCAGGCAGCAACUCUUCAACAGACUUCUGGGGAGGUUUCUGGGCAAGGACAUCUACAGUGUCAGUCUCACCGAGGGCGUCAGUGCCACUGGUGGGAGCAUCGUUGAUAGUCUGGACAAGCCUGAGUUUGCCUCUCUUCAUGUCGAGUACAAGGAGGACAUGUCAACUGGGACUGCUUCUGAUCCGUCGGCGGAGAUCAUGUCCUACCACUAUUGUUUGCUCAACCGGAUGGCACCAAAGUCCCGACUGGCAUCAUCCCCAUGCUUUGGGGUGGUGGUCAUUGGCUGCAUGCUCUGGAUCUGUGGCCUGGCAUUCGUUGGCAAGCUGGCGUUUCAGCCACUGACACCAAUGUUCCCCAUGUUGGACCUGCGGCCGGGCCAGCCUGCCUACAUGGAGCAGUUGGCGCGGGCAUUCGAGGCAUUGAGGCAUGGCGUCACUCGCUUGGGCAAGGAGUAUGCAGCAUCGCCGUUGGGUGUGCGACCGGCGCACUUUGUGCCGUACCCAUUGACAAACUCUGCCAGGUGGUUGGAGGUCCAGCAUCUGGUGAACAUUGACAGCCUGUUGUUCUUUGCCCGCGACGCCCAAACUGAGACGGCCAAAGUGAUCAAGUAUGUGACCAAGUACAGCACUGAGGUGCAUCAGGCACUUUCAGAUACCGGACUUGCGCCAGUGCUGUAUGACACAGUGCAGCUGAAAGGAGGAUUCAUGCAGGUCGAAAUGGAGCUGCUCGCUGAGGAGGACGGAUGGACCCGCCUAGACAUGAUGUCCGCGGAAGAGCUGUCUCGUGUGCAACCUGCAGUGUUGGCUGCACUGGAUCGCGUGCAUGCGCUUCGCCUGCCUGAUGGUGGCUCGGUGGUGCUGGCAGAUUGCCGCCCAUGCAAUGUGAUGGUCAGGAUUGUGGAUGGCGGCCUCGUGGAUGUGCGAUUCAUCGAUUUUGACUGGGCUGGGCGAGCUGGAGUCGUUCGAUACCCGUGCUUCAUGAAUCAUCGGGAUGUGCCAUGGCCAGAUGGUGUGAAGGAGUUUGAGCAUGCGCUGCAGAUACACGACACCCGCCUUCUCACCCGCCAUCUGCCCAAAAUGUCCACAGCAGCCACUGACGGCUGGCUUUCAUAG
This is a messenger RNA of Coccomyxa subellipsoidea C-169, 1758 nucleotides long. RefSeq lists its product as hypothetical. NCBI's taxonomy places the organism in Eukaryota, Viridiplantae, Chlorophyta, Trebouxiophyceae, Coccomyxaceae. The transcript has 10 exons. The coding region runs from base 1 to 1758 and encodes 585 amino acids. The record is from RefSeq and is a predicted model, not a curated record.